Messenger RNA from Ogataea angusta, 1641 nucleotides. RefSeq lists its product as uncharacterized. NCBI's taxonomy places the organism in Eukaryota, Fungi, Ascomycota, Pichiomycetes, Pichiales, Pichiaceae. Gene Ontology annotation, biological process: protein N-linked glycosylation. The record is from RefSeq and is a predicted model, not a curated record. The transcript has a single exon. Bases 1 to 1641 code for a protein of 546 amino acids. Gene Ontology annotation, cellular component: endoplasmic reticulum membrane. Gene Ontology annotation, molecular function: dolichyl pyrophosphate Glc1Man9GlcNAc2 alpha-1,3-glucosyltransferase activity.
AUGUCCACCCAGUAUAAUUUUUCGCUGUGGAACAUUUGGGUGGCUUCUACGCUGCUUAAAAUUCUGCUGUUUCCAGCCUAUUACUCCACAGAUUUUGAUGUGCAUCGCAAUUGGCUCUCAAUCACUAAACUUCUGCCCCUAAACAAGUGGUAUUUAGAAAACACGAGCGAGUGGACUCUUGAUUACCCCCCAUUCUUUGCCUACUUCGAGUGGUUUUUGUCGCUUUUUGUUCCUACCAGCGUAUCAGAGGAUGGUUGUAUCAGCCUUGUGGCUAAAGGGAACUUUGGAAUGCCAACAGUUAUUUUCCAAAGAAGCACAGUCAUAGUGAGUGAAAUAGUGCUCUUCAUGUCUCUUCAGUAUUAUGUUAACAGAUCGUCUAAUCUGAAAGAGAAAAAACGCAAUUUUGUGGUUGCAUCCUCUAUUGUCCUUUCGCCAGGCUUAUUCAUGGUGGAUCACAUUCAUUUCCAAUACAAUGGAUUCUUGAUGGGCAUUCUAAUUUUGUCCAUAGUCAACGCCAAGCUCGGUAAUUAUCUUCAGUGCGGAUUUUGGUUUGCCACGUUGUUGUGCUUCAAACAUAUCUUCCUUUAUAUUGCCCCUUGCUACUUCGUUUACCUUCUGUCUGCCUACUGUUUGAAUCCACAGGCCAAAUUUCCGACCACUAUCAGCGAUUUGUUCAAUUACGUAAAAUGGAAGAAUCUAUUCAAGUUGGCUUUGGUUGUGUUGGGAGUGUUUGCAGCGGCGUUUGGCCCUUUCAUCUAUUAUGGGCAAUUACAUAUUGUAUUUCAGCGUCUCUUCCCCUUUUCACGAGGACUAACGCAUGCCUAUUGGGCUCCCAAUAUAUGGGCCAUAUAUUCUUUGAUUGAUAGGGUCUUGAUUCAGGUGGCAUUGAGAGUACCCGGUUCAGCCCCAAUCCUUUCGCUGAUCUUCAAACAAUUAGACCUCGAGAAACUGGAAACUGCCAAUACUUUGACUCGAGGACUGGUCGGGGACGUUGAGUUCUUCGUUCUGCCCAAUAUACAGCCAAAUCACACCUUCCUAUUGACGUUGUUCUAUCAGUCGUUGUCCCUGGUGCCAUUGUUCCUGAGCCCAACUUUUGAGCGGUUAAUCGGAUCCAUGACCUUGUGUGCAUGGGCAUCCUUCUUAUUUGGUUGGCAUGUUCACGAGAAAGCUAUCAUGCUGGUCAUUAUACCCUUCACUUUUUUGAUUCCACGCGAUCGUAAACUGCUUCCACUUUACGAAACCCUCACUGCCUCUGGCUAUAUUUCGUUAUUCCCGCUUCUUUUUGGUUCUGCUGAAUGGCUUUUCAAAGCACUGCUCACAUUUGUGUGGUUUGUGAUAUUUUCUAACAGUUUCAAUGAGGUUUGCGAUUUCAGUUCCACAUUGUCACGUCGUGUCUUCAUAUUGGAUAGGCUCAACUUCCUCUACAGAGUGGGGCUUAUUCCGUUGUCAUGUGUGAUACAGCUGCUUGACAUACAGUCUAGGAAUUUUAAAGUGUUACAGAGAUUUGAGUUUUUGAGACUCAUGGCAUAUAGCACCUACUGCGCUAUUGGUGUGAUCAGCUCCUGGAACAUGUUCAGCUGGCUAUAUUUUCUCGAUGAUAGUUUGUGGGAGGGAAGAGAAGCCAAACAAAAAGCGCACUGA